AUGGCAAAGCAGGUACCCAAACAAACUCAUGGGUCCCCGAAGUUUUCCCCCCCUCCUCUUGGAUCUGCGUUCCCCUCCCUUUUUAUUCUCUUCUCUUCCCUCUUUUCCUUUUCUAUCCCCCAUCCUUCUCCCUUUUUCUUGUCAUUAAUUCACACAUACAAAAUGGCUGCCCCCGCCCACAACUUCAAGGUCGCUGACAUCUCCCUGGCUGCCUUCGGUCGCCGGGAGAUCGAGCUCUCCGAGGUUGAGAUGCCCGGUCUCAUGGCCAUCCGUGAGAAGUACGGCGCUGACCAGCCCCUGGCUGGUGCCCGUAUCGCCGGUUGUCUCCACAUGACCAUCCAGACUGCCGUCCUCAUCGAGACCCUCACCGCUCUCGGUGCUGAGGUCACCUGGACUUCCUGCAACAUCUUCUCCACCCAGGACCACGCCGCUGCCGCCAUUGCUGCUGCCGGUGUUCCCGUUUUCGCCUGGAAGGGUGAGACCGAGGAGGAGUACGAGUGGUGUCUCGAGCAGCAGCUCAAGGCCUUCAAGGAUGGCAAGAAGCUCAACCUCAUCCUCGAUGACGGUGGUGACCUCACCUCCCUCGUCCACAAGAAGUUCCCCGAGAUGCUCGAGGGCUGCUUCGGUGUCUCCGAGGAGACCACCACCGGUGUCCACCACCUGUACCGCAUGCUGAAGGAGGGCACCCUCAAGGUCCCUGCCAUCAACGUCAACGACUGUGUCACCAAGUCCAAGUUCGACAACCUUUACGGCUGCCGUGAGUCCCUCAUCGACGGUAUCAAGCGUGCCACCGAUGUUAUGAUCGCCGGUAAGAUCGGUGUCGUCGCCGGUUACGGUGAUGUCGGUAAGGGUUGCGCCCAGGCCCUGCACUCCAUGGGUGCCCGUGUCCUCGUCACUGAGAUCGACCCCAUCAACGCCCUCCAGGCCGCUGUCCAGGGUUUCGAGGUUGUCACUAUGGAUGAGGCUGCUGCCAUCGGUCAGAUCUUCGUCACCACCACCGGUUGCCGUGACAUCUUGGUUGGCCGCCACUUCGAGGCUAUGCGCAACGACGCCAUCGUUUGCAACAUUGGUCACUUCGAUAUUGAGAUCGACGUUGCCUGGUUGAAGGCCAACGCUCAGUCCGUCCAGAACAUCAAGCCCCAGGUCGACCGUUACCUCCUCAACGGCAAGCACAUCAUCCUCCUCGCUGAGGGUCGUCUUGUUAACCUCGGCUGUGCCACUGGCCACUCUUCCUUCGUCAUGUCCUGCUCCUUCUCCAACCAGGUCCUUGCCCAGAUCGCUCUGUACAAGGCUGAGGAUGCCGUUUUCGGUGACAAGUACAUUGAGUUUGGCAGCUCUGGCCGCAAGCCCGUUGGUGUCUACGUCCUCCCCAAGCAGCUCGAUGAGCAGGUCGCUCGCUGCCACUUGGCCCACGUCAACGUCAAGCUGACUGAGCUUACCCCCGUCCAGGCUGAGUACCUCGGUCUCGAGGUCGCUGGCCCCUUCAAGGCCGAGAUCUACCGCUACUAA
Molecule: messenger RNA, 1509 nt
Organism: Penicillium pulvis
Lineage: Eukaryota; Fungi; Ascomycota; Eurotiomycetes; Eurotiales; Aspergillaceae
Product: adenosylhomocysteinase
Exons: 4
Coding region: 1-1509 (502 amino acids)
Biological process (GO): L-methionine cycle
Cellular component (GO): cytosol
Molecular function (GO): adenosylhomocysteinase activity
Source: RefSeq, a predicted model, not a curated record